Molecule: messenger RNA, 1143 nt
Organism: Iphiclides podalirius (scarce swallowtail)
Lineage: Eukaryota; Metazoa; Arthropoda; Insecta; Lepidoptera; Papilionidae
Source: the annotation of a GenBank genome assembly
AUGUCGACUUGCAACGAUUUGAACGACGCAGACUCCUCGCCGAAACUGCGAAUGAAACCAGCAAUCAGUAGAAUUUUUUGCUGCAGCGUUACAGCCGCUUCUGGCUUCAUAGCCGCUUAUGCUUUGGUUGCUUACGCGAUAGCGCUAAUAUAUGAGAUAGUGUGGGUGGUGGAGUCGCAGAGCGGGCUGCCAGUCGCCUCUGCACUGCUGAUGGUGUGCUACUGCAUCGUAAUCGCAGCCACAGUCACCUUGGUGCACGGACUCAUCUCCAAAAACAACACGUACCUCCUGGCGUGGUUGAUAGCGGUAAUAUUGGUGCUGAUACCGGAAUGCGCGCUAGUAUUCUACAUGUCAAUUAGUCAUUGGGGUCUUCAAGGCGUGUACGGCGGCGCUGAGCUCGCGUGCUACGUGGCUCGUCUCCCGGCCAUCGUUUGUGGCGUCGUGCUAGUUCAGUCUGCGUACGCACUCAGAGAGGCCAGGAAAGCGGGGUACGAAAAUGGCGCUCCUGUAAGCGGUAGCGAGUUCGACGCCAGCCACUACGUUCCAGACGCUCCGAGCGCCUUCACCAAUGACGGUUUUCUCCCCGACAACGGCAAAUCGGGCUCAAUGCCCGACCUUCGUCGGCACUUGUCGACGCGACAGUCCGUCGGGCACGGCUACCCGGUAGUGCUGCAGCAGCCGCCGCCCGCGUACUGGCAGCACCUGUGCGAGCGACAGUACGCGGCGAGCCUGCGCGGACAUCCGAAGCGGCACGCGGCGCGGAUGUACGGCUCCUGGGUGGGCCCUAGAUCCGCGCACGAGGACCCGUACCGGCGGCGGCACUCGGUCGUCGGCGCGUUCGGCGCGGACGAGUACCCGAUCAAGGGGUACGACGACGAGCGCGCGGACUGCAAGAGCGAGCUCGCGUACCCGUACCGCUCGCCGUACCAGUACGAAAUGCGGCCGCCGUACCCGCCCGACUACUUGCCGCACUUCUACCCGGACUACGAGCGCGAGGAGGCCACGUACGGCGUCAACCUGCUGCGCCACGAUCCGUACCGCUUCGGCGGAUCUAGGGAGCGCGUGUUCUACGACUUGCGCAACAGCCACACGUCUGUGGGCAACGAGUCCGACGAUUUGACCAAGUAUAAGGACGUCGCUCUG